Verruconis gallopava is the source of this 1149-nucleotide messenger RNA. RefSeq lists its product as uncharacterized. Lineage: Eukaryota; Fungi; Ascomycota; Dothideomycetes; Venturiales; Sympoventuriaceae. The transcript has 5 exons. The record is from RefSeq and is a predicted model, not a curated record. The coding region runs from base 1 to 1149 and encodes 382 amino acids.
AUGUCUGCGACCCCAAGUUCGACAAUUGUUGCUCUGGUACCUGCACCCUCAGGAUACCAUGUGGACUUUGAGCACCCCCAGAGACGAGGCAUUCCGGCUGCUUACUGGGUGACCGGAGUUGGCUUGGUUAUCUCGACGAUGUUUCUUGCUAUGAGGUUGUACACCAAGAUUCGUAUCGUGCGGGAAUUCAAGGCAGAAGAUUUGCUAAAUUAUCGUCAGGUGCAUAUAUGGGAGGAAUCGAUUGCGCAGUACAAUGAGUUCUCUGUUAUGGUUAUUGCAUCUGCAUCUCUGUACCUGAUCUGUCAGGGUCUGGCCAAGUUCUCGCUUUUGCUCUUUUACUAUCGAAUGUCACGGCUUCGGUGGUUCAUAACCUUAAGUAUCAUUACCAUGGUCGUCGUAGUUGGUUACAAUGUCGCCACCAUAUUGGCACUAAUAUUUGCUUGUAAUCCGAUUGCAAAGGCCUGGAAUGCUACGAUUACAGAAGGCUCUUGCGUCAAUCGAGGAGCCUUGUACUUGUCAGUAGCAAUAUCGAACAUCAGCACCGACAUGAUCUUGCUAGUGAUGCCAAUACCGCUGGUAUGGCGUCUGCAAAUGCCACGUGCCCAAAAAUUCGGGCUAGUGUUCAUUUUCGUGAUCGGAUCUAUGACUUUUAUCACAAGCAUCGUUCGUUUGGUGCUUCUCCUGCCGACCCUCACGACAGUAGAUCAACCUUGGGCAAUUGCAUUACCCGGCAUGUGGGUGGCCAUUGAGGCGAAUCUGAUUAUCGUUUGUUGUUCCUUCCCAGCCCUCCGCGUAUUUGCUCGACACUUUGUGCCAAAGUGGAUCGGCGAGUACGGUUCGAACCGCUCACGACCGACUUAUAACGCCCAAAGCGGGACCAAGAGCAAUCCGACCCAGUUCGCCAGCAAGCUUCAGGACAAGAUGCGGUCACGAUCCAGCUAUGGAAGGAUGGAUUUCUCCGAGACAAACACGGAUGUGGAGCUACAGGGAAACUCUCCAAAAGUUUGGAGUGAAUGUCACCGCGUGUCGAGAGAUGCAACACUCGACAACGUGUCCUAUUUAGAAGACGUGACUCCUCCCUCUACCGGGCAUGAAGGCGGUCACGUUUCACCAACCCGCGGCAUCGUCGUUACGAAGACAUUUGGAUAA